GUUGUUUUUUUUUUUUCUCAGUUCCUCGUCGUCGUCGUCGUCGUCCACUCAAUCACAACGUUUCCAGCCCCAAACCCCAUUAUUGCCUUUCUGGCUUUGCAUUCAUGAUGAACACCACGUACGCGAUGCCGAUGGACACGAGCGGCGACCACAGUGCCAGCGGCCAGAGCAAUGGCUUGGAAGGGACGACCGCGCCCGGCGGCUUCAACGCCCACUCCCACUCUGCUGUCGCUGGAUCUGCGUCUGGAUCUGGGUUUGGAUCUGGGUUUGGAUCUGGCACGGGCGGUGGCUCUGGCGCAGUGGCACCGCCGCCGACCGAGAAGGAGCAGCAGCAUGAGAUCCUGCGCUCAAUGUCCACGCCAGACGCCAUCAUGGAGUCCACUCUGCUCCCAAACAUCAAGCAGUACAUGCGAUUGCGAGGACCGCCCGCUGCUGUCGUCCGAGAAUUGUCCGAGAACUACCAAGGAUUUGCGCAAAUGUGCAACUUGCUCAUGGACUGGCUCAAGCUUACAGACAUGCCGGAAGCUGAAAUCCAGACCCUGCUCGAAUCGCAGCUGAAACAGUUCGCAUUAAGCCGUUUCGAUAGAGAAUUGGUCGAUACCAAGUUCACCGCUAGUUCGACUGCGCCUGUGUGGCUCGAUAUGAUGAUUUCGCAUUCGUCCUGGCGCUCGCUCAUCUACCAACUGUCUGAAGCACAUUCUGAAUCAGUGCUGUUGAACUAUGCCAUUAAGAAAAUCUCGGAUGCUGGUCAUCAAGAAGAAAUGGCCAGCGUAGCCACGGCUUCGACAGAUGCUCUCGUAUUUAGUCGAGUGCUUGUCUUUUCCGUCUUUAAUUUUGUUCGCCAGGAUGAAGAUGCCAUUAAAGAGGCUCUGCCAGACUUUGUGAAAACAGUCUGCCAUGGCGAGCACACUUACCUCUACGCCCAAGCCCUGUUCCAUGCGCUCAAUCUUCGGCGCCUCUUUCAAGAGGUGCAGUUGUACGCAGUUGACACCAAAAACGACAGCAUUGCCCGUCACGUUGGGCUGGUGCUGAAUGGCUCGCCCGCCUUUCCGCAAGUUACGUCUGCCGUCGCCUCCAUGUUGAACGCAAAGAGCUGCACUCCUGGCGACAUCAAUACGCUGACAAAGUGCUACUGUCCGGCGGCGCCAGGCAUGCCUUUACCCACCGCUGGCUCUCUCGCGGCCCCUACGAUGGCUGCCGGCAAUCCUCCCGUCGAUCCUACCCUGAUUCCACCAAUCGAGCUGUUGCGGGAUCCCGAUCUCUUCUCAAUCCUGAUCAGCGCUCUGUUUGAUCCGCGAAAACCCGUCAAUCCUCAGCACCGUGGCAAAUAUUUGGCUAUUUUGGCCUUUGCGGCCUCGGUGUACGACAUCCCAACCGACUCGGCUGACGCCACCAACGGUGGCUUGCCGAUGGACCUUGAAACCGCUGUUCGAACAACCAGCUCGAUUACUGGCAAGUCUGUGCGGCGUGUGCUCGACUUUUAUGACGUGACGUACGCCGCACUGGACGCUGCCCACACAAUUUGCCACAAGCAUUCCUCCAGCAGUGACUUGCAAGCCGACAUGCGCGCGCUGUGUCCCCAUCUCACAUUCCCUGUUGUCGCCGCGUGUGUCUUGUACUGGAUUGAGGUUGCGCUCAUCAGCACCCAUUUGCUAAGUAACUCUUUUACCACGUCGACGCCGCCAUGGCACCUGGCCGUGCUGGACGAGAUUGCUUUCCAACACUCGCUGCAUCGUCCAAAGGUAUUUGCGUUACUGCAACAACUUUUUGCGGCCGAGUUUGAUCUCGAUGCCCUUGUCGAGCUCAGUCUGAAAAAGGCCAUCUUUGAUCGAUGCAUCUUUUUGUUGAGCUUGGACUAUGUCAUUCCAAUUGUCAAGUUUGCUCGCGAGUGUCUGGUCUCGGACCGUGUUGAUUUGUCUCUGAUUCGACACUUUUCCAGCGAGGUUGUCGAGAUCGUUGAUGCGCCGUACUCGAAGCAGUUCUUGGACGAGUUCUUGCCAAUUGUUGUGGAUCAGCGAGUUGUCGAUGGCUUCAAGAAAGGAGAUCAGACUGCGCCCUUUUCGCAGUUUUUCGACUCUGUUGUCCAUUCUGAACAGUUUUCUCACCUCUCAGAAGCUCUGCAAACAAGCGUGAAGGAGCGGCUAGAGGCCUGGCGUGUUUGAAUCACCUUCCCCCUGAAUUCUUGUGAUGUUAAUCGAUAAUGGCAGAAAUCUUUUGAUAACACGAACAAACAAAC
Molecule: messenger RNA, 2236 nt
Organism: Capsaspora owczarzaki ATCC 30864
Lineage: Eukaryota; Filasterea; Ministeriida; Capsasporidae
Product: TH1-like protein
Exons: 9
Coding region: 105-2162 (685 amino acids)
Biological process (GO): negative regulation of transcription elongation by RNA polymerase II
Cellular component (GO): nucleus; NELF complex
Molecular function (GO): RNA binding
Source: RefSeq, a predicted model, not a curated record